AUGCCUCAUGUUAUCCUAUUGUCCGCAUCUCAGGAUAUCUAUGAAGGAAACUCUGGAUUAGGAAGCACGAUAUCAAACGGAUCGACUGAUUGGUCUACUACUUUACCUGCUUCGACAGAAUUUAGACCGGUACAACUAAGUACCAAAUCACUUAUAAUUUUAUUAUCAUGGGGAAUGUUAAUUCUUUGUUGGACAAUUUUUAUCUUUGUAAAAGCAUUUGAUAAAGGAAAUGAUCAAAAGUUGAAGUCAAAAUUAAUAUUAAAAUUAUCGAAUGAGCUUUUAAAUUUUAAAAAUAAAUUAGAUGAAAAAUUAAUCGGUUUAAGAUUAUUGUUGAUUAAAGAUUUAAAGGAGGAAAAUCGUAUGAAUUUAAAACUUUUGAAUUUAAAACAUCAACAUCAAAAUACUACUGAUUUGGAUUGUAGAUGUAUGGGAGCUGCUCAAGCUUAA
Melampsora larici-populina 98AG31 is the source of this 447-nucleotide messenger RNA. RefSeq lists its product as uncharacterized. Bases 1 to 447 code for a protein of 148 amino acids. The transcript has 3 exons. NCBI's taxonomy places the organism in Eukaryota, Fungi, Basidiomycota, Pucciniomycetes, Pucciniales, Melampsoraceae. The record is from RefSeq and is a predicted model, not a curated record.